UGGGGAAGGAUUUGCAAGUACCACGAACAGACUGUGGCCUCUUUCAUUUGGGUUUUAGUUUAAGAAGCCAAAUGCAGCCCAAAUGAACAGAUACAUUGAAAUAUCCGACUGGAAACCUUCAGGACUCUGAUCCGGCUUGUCCUUGGCCCUCUCUGCAGCUGGUGUGUGAGCAGCUUCCUCGCAGGGUGUGUCUUAACUUACAGCAGCUGCCUUUGAGAGCCACGUGUCGGCUAAACGCCUACAUUCCAUCAAUAAGAGAAACUAAGAAGGGAAGGAGAAAAUUGUCAUAUUAUUUUCUCCCUCCGUAAAAGUAUAGAUUAAAUAGCUGUAUUUACUUUUAUUUAGCAGAGAAAAGUUUAGAACAGAGUCGUGAUCAGAUUUUUCUUCCUAGCAAUGACUUAUUUGCCUUUCUGACCCGCCCAAUCAACUCUUGGUGCCUCCAAGAAUUCUGUGUGCUAGAAACCUACGAGCGGAGGAGGCGAGGCCUCGGGAGAAGAGAGGGUGAAAGAAGGGGUGGGCCUAUGUAAAUAUUCCGCAAGAGUCGUCUCUUCAUUGGCUGGAAGCCUGUCCGUUACCGAGAAAGGCGGGGCGUUCCUGGGUUUGAGUGCGGUACCUGAGCGAGACGCACAGCAGAAAGCCCACGUUGGCGGCGGCUCCGAGCGCAGCGCACAGAGGCGGGAGACUGCGAAUUCCCGGGCCGACGCUGCAGCCUCUGCUCCACGCUCGGGUCCUCUUGUCUCCCAUCUCCUCGGAGAGCGGGAUCCUCCGGGUAUCCAAGAGACUACGGAGCGGAAAGCUAUAUAUAUCCUGGCUGCCUCCACUUGGGGAGGCGCGCGGAGAUUUCGACGGGGAGCGACUGUGUCCGAGGGCGGAGGGGUACUAAAUUUCGGGCCAGAGGGAAGUUAAAGCCGCGCGGAGAAGAUUGGCGUUUCAGGACGCGAGAUCGCCACAGCCCGGUACCCGCAGCGGAGUAAACUUAAGGAUUGUCCUACAAGCCAGGAAGGGAGUGCUCAGGGAUGGUGCCCCUCAUCUCUUCCAUCUCCUGAACUGUUGCCUCGGGUCCUUUUCGGCCAUCCUUCUGUGAGGGCACAGGGAAGCUCACGUGUGCAGACUGAGAUUGACCGCGGCGUGACCCGCUCAGGGGUGCCGGCUGCAGCGCUGUCCUGCAUAGGACACACCUGGCUCAGCCCGUGCGCCUCAAGAGACCUGCGGUCGCCCUGUCUUCUCUUCUCCUCCUGGGCUUUUUGGGGCGCCACGGAUGACCAUGAGAGAUAAGGACUGAGUGCCAGGAACGGGAAGAGAGCCCGCCGAGAAGUGGCGGGGGCUGCCCACUCCAAGGGCCACAGCCGCCGCGCUCCGGCCUCGCUCCGCCGCUCGACGCCUCGCCGGGCCCGCGGGGGCAGCCGGGCCGGGCGGCGAUGCCUGGGCUGGGGCGGAGGGCGCAGUGGCUGUGCUGGUGGUGGGGGUUGCUGUGCAGCUGUGGACCCCCGCCGCUGCGGCCGCCUCUGCCGGUAGCCGCGACCACCGCCGGGGGACAGCUGCUGGGAGCCGGCGGGAGCCCUGUGCGCACCGAGCAGCCGCCGCCACAGUCGUCUUCUUCGGGCUUCCUCUAUCGGCGGCUCAAGACCCACGAGAAGCGGGAGAUGCAAAAGGAGAUCCUGUCGGUGCUGGGGCUCCCGCACAGGCCGCGACCCCUGCACGGCCUCCAGCAGCCUCAGCCCCCGGUGCUCCCGCAGCAGCAGACGGCUCGCGAGGAGCCCCCUCCAGGGCGGCUGAAGUCCGCUCCGCUCUUCAUGCUGGAUCUCUACAACGCCCUGUCCGCCGAUGACGAAGAGGAUGGAGUGUCAGAGGGAGACAGCGGGGAGCCUGGGCCCCACCGAGGAGCCAGUUCGUCCCAGUUCGGACAGCCGUCUCCCGGAGCUGCACACUCCCUGAACCGCAAAAGUCUCCUGGCCCCAGGACCUGGCGGUGGUGCAUCUCCACUGACCAGCGCUCAGGACAGCGCUUUCCUUAACGACGCAGACAUGGUCAUGAGCUUUGUGAACCUGGGUAAGAAUUUGGGGUUAGCCUCACGCUGAGGACAGAUUCUCUC
Molecule: messenger RNA, 2092 nt
Organism: Acomys russatus (golden spiny mouse)
Lineage: Eukaryota; Metazoa; Chordata; Mammalia; Rodentia; Muridae
Product: bone morphogenetic protein 6-like
Exons: 1
Coding region: 1419-2078 (219 amino acids)
Source: RefSeq, a predicted model, not a curated record